GAUGUUUCAGGGUUGGCUGAGGGGUGCUUUGGGACUGGGGGUGUUUUGGGGUCAAAGGGUGUUUGAGGCCAGGGCUGGGGUGAUUUGGGGCUGGAGGGGAUGUUUCAGGACUGGUGCAGUGUAGUGGGGCAGGAGUUUUUUUGGGGCCAGGGGUAUCCAAGGCUCUUGGAGGGCAUUGUGCCAUCCCUUCCACAGUACCUGCAGAUGAAGUGGCCACUGCUGGACGUGCCGACCGGGGCCACGCUGAAGGACAACCGCUCGCCCUCACCCGCCCACCUGUCCAACAAGGUCCCGGUGGUGCAGCACGCCCACCACGUGCACCCGCUGACGCCGCUCAUCACCUACAGCAGCGAGCCCUUCCCGCCGGGAUCGCCGCCCGGCCACCUCUCCCCGGAGAUUGACCCCAAGACGGGGAUCCCACGGCCGCCGCACCCCCCCGAGCUGCCCUCCUAUUACCCGCUGUCGCCUGGAGCCGUGGGGCAGCUCCCACACCCGCUGGGCUGGCUCGUGCCACAGCAAGGCCAGCCCGUGUACUCCAUUCCUGCUGGUGGCUUCCGGCACCCGUAUCCAGCCCUUGCCAUGAAUGCCUCCAUGUCCAGUUUGAUGUCCAGCCGCUUCUCCCCGCACAUGGUCCCGCCACCCACGCACGGGCUGCACCCCUCAGGCAUCCCACACCCCACCAUCGUCGCGCCCAUCGUCAAGCAGGAGCCCUCCCAGCCCAGCGCCAGCCCUGCAGGCAGCUCGAAAUCCCCUGUGGCAGUGAAGAAGGAGGAGGAGAAGAAACCCCACAUCAAGAAGCCUCUCAAUGCCUUCAUGCUGUACAUGAAGGAGAUGAGGGCCAAGGUGGUGGCCGAGUGCACGCUGAAGGAGAGCGCCGCCAUCAACCAGAUCCUGGGCCGGCGGUGGCACUCGCUGUCACGGGAGGAGCAGGCCAAGUACUACGAGCUGGCGCGGAAGGAGCGGCAGCUGCACUCGCAGCUCUACCCGACCUGGUCAGCGCGGGACAACUACGGCAAGAAGAAGAAGCGGAAGCGCGAGAAGCUGGCGCAGCAGCAGCAGCAGCAGCAGCCGAGCACCUACAUGAAGCUGCACCGGGGGCUCCCCAAGCCCCGCCCCCAAACGGAGCAAACCCCGCCCCAUCGGUAUGGCCACGCCCACGCCGGAGCAAGCACCGCCCCUUUUUCGGCCCCGCCCCUGCGCGGCCCAAGCCUCGCCCGCAGGCUCAAGUCCCGCCCCGUCCCGCUCAGUCUCCGCCCUCCCGGCAGCUCUCGCCAGCUCCCGGCCGCCGCCCGCUCUCGCGAGAUCCGUGCCCGGAAGCGGCGCUGA
Messenger RNA from Ficedula albicollis (Collared flycatcher), 1326 nucleotides. RefSeq names its product transcription factor 7 like 1 (gene TCF7L1). The coding region runs from base 100 to 1326 and encodes 408 amino acids. Gene Ontology annotation, molecular function: RNA polymerase II cis-regulatory region sequence-specific DNA binding; DNA-binding transcription factor activity, RNA polymerase II-specific. The transcript has 10 exons. NCBI's taxonomy places the organism in Eukaryota, Metazoa, Chordata, Aves, Passeriformes, Muscicapidae. Gene Ontology annotation, cellular component: beta-catenin-TCF complex. The record is from RefSeq and is a predicted model, not a curated record. Gene Ontology annotation, biological process: canonical Wnt signaling pathway; regulation of transcription by RNA polymerase II.